Messenger RNA from Zingiber officinale, 2340 nucleotides. RefSeq names its product pentatricopeptide repeat-containing protein At1g01970-like. Gene Ontology annotation, molecular function: protein binding. The transcript is spliced from 3 exons. Lineage: Eukaryota; Viridiplantae; Streptophyta; Magnoliopsida; Zingiberales; Zingiberaceae. The record is from RefSeq and is a predicted model, not a curated record. Bases 560 to 1906 code for a protein of 448 amino acids.
UCCUACCCCAUUUCCGGCUAUCAGAGGAGCGGUUCUUUCCGUCCGCUGGUGCCCCUCCUCCUCCUCUCUAACUCCGGCCACCAACCCCUUUGGUAUCCUUGGAUACUCCGGCGGCUGUGGCGUGUUGCAGCUCCUCGCCGUCCAACAACGGAAGACUGCUUCCUAGACGCCCGCUGCGCGACGCCGCUACAGAGAUCCCGGCGAAGCUGCCGACCAAGUCCCUCCCUUCUGCUCAAACCUGAGAGAGACAAGAGACACGGGGAAUUACGGCGGCGACAUACGCGUGAGUGUCGAUCGAGAAGAAUCUGGGCAUGGUAGCGCGGGCGAGGCGGUUCUUCAUUACUGCGGCUUUGUACCAGUUCCUGAGCCUGUUGUAUGGGACUUAGAAUGUGCCAGCGUUUGCAGCUUGCUUGAGGUCUGAGUAUUUUAGAAGAGUGAACUGCAUAGUUUGUUACUAUUACAGACUUGUUUAUCGAGAACUAAAAGUGCACCUUCGAUGUAUUCUGCUUAAACUGGUGCAGAGCUACUUCAUUCAUCAACUAAAUUCCUUCCCAGCAUAAUGCCCUGCCUUUCUCCAAUUCUGCCUUCUAAUAUCCAUCUUCCUAGUUUCAUAAUUUCUAUAUCCAACAACAUAAAAUUUUCUGAACUUCCAUUUAAACAUUUCUUUAAUCUGGAUGUCCUGGAGUAUCGAAUGAAAUUGCAAGUGUCAAAAUGUUCACUCCAGUCUACAUCAAUUGGCCAAGAUGGUGAAUCUGAUAACUGCUGCAAGAAAGAAUCGAAGAUGAUAUGGACUAGCAUAGGAUCUAAUAUAACAGAAGCACAGAAGAAGGCUAUUUCCCAACUUCCUUUAAAGAUGUCAAACCGCUGCAAGGCCCUUUUGAAGCGUAUUAUCUGUUUUUCUACAGAGACGGACAAUUUAUCCCUCCUCUUAGCUGUUUGGGUGAAAGCCAUGAAACCUAGACGGGCUGAUUGGUUGUCAGUUUUGAAACAGAUUGAAAGGAUGGAGCAUCAUCUACUUUUUGAGGUAAUGGAAUAUGCACUGCUGGAAAAUUCUUUUGAAGCCAAUGUACGUGAUUAUACCAAAUUGAUUGGCCUAUAUGCAAAGCAGAAUCUCUUAGAAAAUGCUGAAAGAUCAUUUUGUGCCAUGAAGCAAAGAGGGUUCCCUUAUGAUCAGGUCACACUUACAGUCCUUAUUCACAUGUACAGCAAGGCUGGACAUUUUGAUCAUGCCAAGGAAGCAUUUGAAGAGAUCGAACUACUUGGUGUACCUGUUGACAAACGAGCUUAUGGCUCGAUGAUAAUGGCUUAUGUCAGGGCUGAAAUGCUUGAGAGUGCAGAAGCUUUAAUGAAAGAACUGGAGGAACAAGAAAUCUAUCCACGAAAAGAAGUUUACAAGGCACUACUUAGAGCUUAUUCCAAUAAAGGCAAUGCUGGUGGAGCUCAAAAGGUUUUCGACUCAAUACAGUUUGCUGGAAUAGUUCCUGACAGUAGGCACUGUGCUCUACUCAUAAGUGCCUACUGCAUUGCUGGGCAGAGUGUAAAAGCGCGCACUGUAUUGGAGAACAUGAGGCUUGCAGGCCUUGAACCCAAUGACCGAUGCAUUGCCUUGAUGCUGGGUGCUUAUGAAAGGGAGAAUGACUUGAAUGCAGCACUCUCUUUUCUGAUAGAACUGGAGCACGAUGGCAUUCUGGUUGCUGAAGAAUCAUCUCUAGUCUUGGCCAGGUGGUUUAGUAGGCUCGGAGUGGUGGGUGAGGUGCAGCAGAUUUUGGAGGAGUUUGCUUCAAGAAGAGAUGAAUAUUGCGCAACUCUUAAUGCUUCAACAACAAAGAGUGGUAAUGCUUCAAAAACCAAGAGAAUGAUGAAAAACAAGACUCCCAUGUUACCAGUAAAUGCUAUUGUGUUAUAGGUAUCAGUCUUGAUAGUCUCUUUGGAAUACUCUGGUUGGAAGAAUUUGAUACAAGGGUUCAACUAUGUUAUAAAGGCAUCCUAUCGAAAUAGCAAAUGUAUGCUCGGUCGCGGAAUCCUGUCGUGACCUAUCAUGCACGUGCUAAAGCGCUUGGGUGCAUCGCCAAUGGGUUGCACAAGCACUCCUAAUUUGGUGUGCUAUGAAUUUCUAACUGAAAGCCAUUAUCCUUGCAAAUUCCUAUUUGAAGUGACUUCUUAAGCUUUGUUUCAACUUAUGUUAGAUUCAAAACCUAUUAUGAGUUUAGAAAAGAAUUUCAUGUAUUAACAAUUUCGUACAGGAGUAAAUUGGCCUAUGAAACAUUUUUAUUGUUUUUGCAAAAACAAAAACAAGGCCUUUCUGUUAGCUGAACUUAAUUAUAUAUUAUCUAUUACUUA